Molecule: messenger RNA, 1061 nt
Organism: Zingiber officinale
Lineage: Eukaryota; Viridiplantae; Streptophyta; Magnoliopsida; Zingiberales; Zingiberaceae
Exons: 7
Coding region: 302-850 (182 amino acids)
Biological process (GO): mitotic cell cycle; chromosome segregation; cell division
Cellular component (GO): outer kinetochore; spindle microtubule
Molecular function (GO): microtubule binding
Source: RefSeq, a predicted model, not a curated record
UCCUAUUUUGAAACACUCCUGCACUCGACCGCCACUCUCGAACUGCUCGACGGUCGAAGGCAGAAACCCUCGCAAUCGCUUUCCUUCCACACUCCUUCCUCCUCUUCCUCCUCUUCAUCGUCAUCAAGCGGCAGUUGGGGCUGCAGGUGGAGGAGAAAGAGUCUCUAGAAUCACUCCACGAAGCCCUCGCUGCGACCCUUCAAAUCCGGAUCUUCUCUCGGAUUAGCCGGAAACUCGAUUCUCUGUGUGAAAUCAUGUUUUAGUUUCUCCCUUGCUUCCUAUCCUGGUGUUGGGAAAUGCAAUGGGUUUUCAGAGUAAACUGCAUACGAGAUUGGAUUCUAAAAUUUGGCAAAGGCCAGAGCAGCACGAGGAAGGUAUAGUGAUGGCAGACCUGUGGCGACACCACCAUCAUCACCCAGCGGUGGAUGAUGUGAUGAAGGUCUUGAGCAAGGCAAGCCAAGAACUUAUCCUCGUGCAGUGCCAGCUCGACCAGGAGUUCCAACAAUCGUACCCAGACGGCGUUAAUCCGUGCAAGAUUGUUGCUCGGAUCAAGAAGAUCCAGGAGGACUUGGUUUCACUGAAGGAACUCUGCCGUGAGCUUCUUGCUGAAAAGCAGGAUUUAAUUGACAAAGCAAGAACAGUUUUGGCUGGGCAAAGACAUUCACUGCAGCUGUUAUUGUCUUCUUCUGGUCUGCCAUCCCUGAAGGAAUCUGAUGACAUUGCAUACUCAAAUUUGAACCAGGUAAUUGAUGAAUGGACAAGUCAAGUGAGAGCAAAGAUUGGUGAUGAGAAUGGCACUGAUGAGGACAUAAAUCAGAUGCUUUUUUCCGCACUUGUUCAAGAUAACUGAGGACAUAAACCAAGAGCUGAGAAGCACUUUGCUAACAUUUUUUCUGUGUGGAUGGAUGAUGUAUUUUCAUGCUCUGAAACUUGGAAUGCUUGUACCCAGUUGACUUACUAGUCAGUAAAGCCUAGCUCUUGGCAAACAUAACUUGUUUCUGCAGUAAAGUGUAUCACUCAUAAUCACCUUUUUGCCUUGUAGUUUGUCAUAUUUGAGUUUA